Pungitius pungitius (ninespine stickleback) is the source of this 1576-nucleotide messenger RNA. RefSeq names its product tetraspanin 7 (gene tspan6). The coding region runs from base 112 to 873 and encodes 253 amino acids. The transcript has 8 exons. Gene Ontology annotation, cellular component: plasma membrane. Lineage: Eukaryota; Metazoa; Chordata; Actinopteri; Perciformes; Gasterosteidae. The record is from RefSeq and is a predicted model, not a curated record.
CCUCCCCCUCCCUCUGCCUUCCCGGAUUUAUCCCUGAAGUUUUUCUCCCUUCCAGGGCGGUGUGAACUCAACUUUUCUCCCUCUUUUUUUUCGACUUUAAAGUUAAAAAAAAUGUCGCCGCCGUCUCGACGCCUUCAGACGAAGCCGGUGAUCACCUGCCUGAAGACUUUCCUCAUCUCCUACAGCCUCAUUUUCUGGUUCACGGGAGUGAUCCUGCUGGCCGUCGGCGUGUGGGGGAAGGUCAGCCUGGAGGCCUACUUCUCUCUGGCCUCCGAGGAGAGCACCAACGCGCCGUACGUCCUCAUCGGGACCGGGGCCAUCAUCGUCAUCUUCGGCCUGUUCGGAUGCUUCGCCACAUGCCGCGGCAGCCCGUGGAUGCUCAAACUGUAUGCCAUGUUUCUGACCCUGGUGUUCCUGGCGGAGCUCGUGGCCGGUGUCUCGGGCUUCGUCUUCAGACAUGAGAUCAAGGCCAAGUUGGGCGUCGCCUAUGAGAACGCCGUGCUGAACUACAACGGCACCGACGCCAGCAGCAGCAGCUCCGCCGUGGACAGCAUCCAGAGGACCCUGCUGUGCUGCGGGGUGAACAAUUACACGGACUGGAAUCACACAAAGUACUUUAAAGACAAUGGCAUCCCUGUCAGCUGCUGUAAGUCCAACUCCAACUGCUCACCGGAGACCCUGAAGGACUUCAAAAAGGCCGAGACGGAGGUGUACACAGUGGGCUGCUUCGCUCAGGUGACCCGUGUGAUGGAGUCCAACCUGGGAAUCGUGGCAGGCAUCUCUUUCGGGAUCGCGUUCUUCCAGCUCAUUGGGAUAUUCCUGUCCUGCUGUUUGUCUCGAUACAUAACCAACAACCAGUAUGAGAUGGUCUAACGUGGACCUUCCACAGGUCUCCGAUGGGCAGCUCUUCAUGCACAUUGAGUUGAAAGAAUCUCCUGUUAUUUUACUAUUGUGUGUAUGUGUUAGAUGAUAUUAUUUUAGAAAGGGAAAAACAUUCACAGCUUUUUCUUUUAUUCGCCACUGACAAAUGAGUAGACAGGAGGGGGGAAAGGAAGCUAAAACCGGGAUGUUAUGUGCAGUGUAGUCUGAAAUUAAAGGGACCUGGAAAGUUUGGUCAUCAUUUGUUACUCCAGAGAUUUAAAUAUUGAUUUCUAUUUAGCCUAGAUGUUACUCGUCCAUAGUUUCAUUUGUUGUGUCUUUUGUGUUAUGCAGCUGCCUUAUUUUGUAAUUCUGCUUUUAAAAGAAAAAAAGUCUGCAGAUGAUAAUGUUAAACGUCUCUGCAACACUUAAGUGAAUUUCUGCGUAUACGUGUGAAGCCAAAAUAAGCCUGAGAGAUGGACAAAGGGGGGGGGGGGUCUCCAACCUGACAUCUGGUCAGCGUGACUCCCAGUAAGGGACCUGUGAAUGAGGCCUAGUGCCCACGCAGGCCAGUCCUGUUGAAAACGGGCACGCCUGUGUGCCGGGUUACAUUUGCCAGCCAACUUCAUAUUCCAGUCUGCAGUGUUGAAUUGUUAUUCUUUUGUGGAUGCAUGUGAAAUACUUUACAAAAAAUAAAGAUUAAAUUUAGCAUCUUUAA